CCCGCCCGCCGCGCCCUUUUCCCCAAAAUCAAGCCGGCCGCGCGCGGCGAACGGCGGCGCCGCCAUGGACCGCUCGUGGCUUCUCGCCGCCGCGACCGGAGGCGGAGGCCCGCCGCUCCUAGCGGGUCUACUCCUUGACCGCGACCGACCGAUUCGGGCCGCGGUGGCAUUCGGCUACGGGGACGGCUCCUGGGAUACGACGGUGACGCGCGUCGAUGACGCCGCCGCCGGGGUGGUCGCCGUCGACUUCGUCGACCGCGGCGGCGAGAGACGCGCCCGUGCAUUCCUCAACAUCGACCGGGACGGCGUCCUGCUCCGCCUGGUCGCCGUCUUCGAUACGGUGGACCACGCCACCCGAGAGAACACCCGCAACGUGUUCGUUGUAUCGUCUGCACGCCGCCCUGAUCCCGCUGCACCCCCACCGGCCCCUCUCCUGCUAGGCCUACCACCAGCACCUGCCAUCCAGGUCGAUUACAUUGUCAUCGAUAUCCCAGACAACUUCCCUGUCCCUGAUGUGAGUGAGCACGGCUCAAAUGAUGGAGAUGAUGGACAAUAUGUACCUCCACUUGGUGCUGACCCGAGUGCAGCUGGGGGCGGGCAUAACAUAGCAGAUGACGGGGAUGCUCAAGAGUACCUACCUCCACUUGCCGAGGACCAGCUUGCAGUUGGCGGCGGCAACAACAGGCCACACAUAAAUGAUAAACAGGGAGAUUUGAUUCAGCGUGUUCAUGGUUUAGUUACAUUCCUGGUGGCUACUGAAGGAAUCAUGGAGCUGAAUGAUGAGCAGUGGUCAGAUGUGCGGACGAUGUUCACUAACUUCCACGAGCGUUUACCGGAGGAGCAUCAAUUAGAACUGGAAGAUCUGCUUGUGGAGAGGAGAAUGGAGCGAAUCCGUAGAUCCAAAGGGAGAAUGAUGAUGUCCUUCGCUUGCAACGUGACUGUUUCAUUUCUGUCACAUUGGAUACUCUUUCUCCUGUCUAUGCGAUUCACAGAAAGUGUCAGCUCUGAUUUGGCAACCGCUCUGGCCCCAUCGGCAGCUGCUCCGGCCCCACCCAAUGCACGGGAGCCAAACCAGUACUUGAUAUGGGGGGUAGAGAAGAUAGCUGCCCCAGCUCUGAUGAUGUUCAUGGUUUGGGCUGUGAAAAUCAUUUGUUAUCAGGCAAGAAUUUAAUUUGAUGGCAUAUAGAAACAAUGAUGCAGCAAACUUUCUUGUCAACAGUCUUUCGAAGAUAAGCUUUUUUGCGGUUAAAGAGUUUCCGUUAUUAUCCAAUCGCAUCUGGUGGGGGCAUCUUUUCUCAUUUGCUGUGGACUUUGUCGGAGCUAUCUUUCUUCUGUUCAAAAAUGGUUUCUGGGACCAGGAUAUUGCAGACGGAUGAACCACACCUCGAGGACAUACCGUGACAAAGAGACUGGUGAGGGGUUGCUGAUCCUGGCAAAGACUGGUUAAGAUGAAACAAAUGAAGCGACAUGACCAGAAGAGUAAUAAUAGAGAAGCAAAUGCAGUCCGUGAUAUAGAUAACUACCACAAGAAGCAAAGAAAUGGUGGAUGUAGGGCAAGUAAAUGAAGUCGGUGAUAAUGCUGAGGAUAUCCCCAAACUUAUCUGUGCUAGUGGUACUAGUACCAUGCUAGCGGUGAUGAUGAUUUUGCGUACAUAUGUGACUGGAGCCAGGUGGUAUACGUACUGCUGUAGUUAAAAAUUAGCAGACACGAGGGUCGGUGCUCGGAAAACUCCUAGUUAGCUUGUAUAGUAGUAUAUCACGCUGGACAUGGUUAACCACACGGGAACGGGAUAGGACUUGCCAUUCUUAAAAAGGCGCUGAGCUUCCGUCUUGCAUCA
Molecule: messenger RNA, 1838 nt
Organism: Aegilops tauschii subsp. strangulata
Lineage: Eukaryota; Viridiplantae; Streptophyta; Magnoliopsida; Poales; Poaceae
Source: RefSeq, a predicted model, not a curated record